AUGGCUCCAAUCAUUUCGGAAACAAUAAUGUGCGAUAUUGCACGUACUCUGUUCACUCGAUGCACGAAUAUAUUUCGGUGAGAACUCGUCAAGGUUAUCCGAAGACCAACAGACCAAAAUGCAAAAGUGCGUUUGGAAAAAUGGAAAUUGUCGCUCCGAUUAUCCUCAAUUAACCCCGCUAAAAUUGACACUGAAAAAGCGGUGAUCCGUGGCCGUCGCUCUCCGAAAAAGCGAUUAUUAAAAGUGUGUGCACUUUAUAACUUUUUCGUCACUUCUUCUUUUUUCGUUCUCCUAGACAAUAUGUAUACAAAGUCGUGAAUCUUAGGACUAGAGAAGUUGGUCUUUUGGUUCCAACCCAGGAAAUAUUUCAACAGAGUGUUCCGGAGCGACGGCCUCUUAUCACUGAUUAAACGAUUUGACUAGGAAUUAUUUUUUUGCCGAUUUAUCAUCCGCCUCGACCACGUGACCAUUUGACUUGUUUGCAAUGAAAAAUUAAGAGUUGAAGUUAAGGAGCUUAUAAAAGUUGUGACCGCUUUUUUGGGAAAUCAGAGUCAGAAUCCGUUUGUUUACUUCCUUUUACAGGAAGAAAGUGUGAUUUAGGACUGAAAAUAGAUUUGGAAACAGUGCGCUACACUUGGAAUGAGCUCAACUACCCGAACUACCGUACUACCGUUUAUUCAAGACGAAAUAUCUUAGUUGCCAGUGGAGAUAUGAAAAUAUUAUCAACUGAUAAAUUAGUUAAAAAGACAUUGUGCACAUUUUUGUAAUUGACAACUCUUUGAUAUCUCUACCGCCAGCCGAGAUACAUCCUCUUGAAUACACGGUACUGGGAUUUCAGUCUACAUUAACAAACUCUUUCUCAUUCCUUCUUUCUUUUUCUUCCCGUUUCCCUUUUCUCUGUGUCUCAGCGCGCACACACACUCUCUCACACACUCUCUAACUUCGCACUGAAGUUUAUUCUUAAACUUUUUGAAUCAAAGAUCCGAUGCCGAACUCCAGACCAAAGUAUCGAGUUGGUCCCCUCCGGAACUGUACAAUCACCUCCAACGUGUCACUUGAGCAUAUCAGUCCUUCUCCGGCCGGUCACCUGCCAUUUCUGACACCCCUUCUUCCAUUCUCUCUUCGAUUAUCACGCGACCGAGCCUCUAAGAGCAUCGUUUGAUCAGUCUUCUGCCUUUCCCACACGUUUCGCUUAUCGCGAAGAUGCAAAUUCUUCGAAAACGCGCUAAAAUGGCGGUCGUAAAUGCGGUGUGCUUGGCGCGAAAUUCCGCGAAUCUUGUAUUGUCCAUAACAUUAUGAGGUUGAUUGUGCACCGCCCCAUUUCCCCCCCCGGGCUUAUCAUCAACCUUGUCAUAAAAGUGUUGGGUUGGUGGGGGGUGUUAUCAGCGCAUCUAACUCUGCGGAGCUCAUUCGUACGGUCACGACGAUCCGAGAAGACGCUCUCGGUCACUUUUAGUUCCUCUAUAAUGUACCUGUCUCAUUCUCUUUUCCCUUCUCUCUUGAGAACGACCUUAGCGAAGGGAAAGAAGAAAAAGGUACCCUGGUCAGAAGUUGAUUUGUCGCCGACAAACGAGAAGAACGCAUUGUCGUGCACUUCUAUCUCAUGCUAACCGCUCUCAUAUAAAUUGUCAUCUUCUUCACUUACUUCUCCUUUUCCAAUCGUUUCUAUAUUGUCUUCUUCGUUUACAGAAGUGCCAAAACUAACUCAAUUAUGGAGAACAACAACUCGCCCACUGAGGCCGCCGAGCACGAUCAGAAAAUUGAGUGAGAACCGCCCAAGUCAGAUCAGAAGAGCCUAACCUUACCGUAACUUUUGCAGCCCGCGCAACUACGACGAUCUUCUGUCAGUGGUGGCGUCGAUCAGAGAGCAGGUGGGCGAAGAGACCGCCAACGCCGAGCUCGGAAUCAUCUGCGGAUCGGGCCUCGGGCCGAUCGGUGACACCGUCGAGAACCCGACGAUCCUGCCCUACUCGAAAAUCCCGGGCUUCCCGGCCACACACGUCGUCGGACACAAGGGCAACAUGGUGUUCGGCACGUUGGGCGGCAAGAAGGUUGUCUGUCUGCAGGGCCGUUUCCAUCCCUACGAGCACAACAUGGAUCUGGCGCUGUGCACGCUUCCGGUGCGCGUCAUGCACCAACUCGGCGUCAAGAUUAUGAUUGUGUCGAACGCGGCGGGCGGCAUCAACACGGUGCUGCGUCACGGCGAUCUGAUGCUCAUCAAGGAUCACAUUUUCCUGCCGGCGCUUGCCGGAUUCUCUCCGCUCGUCGGCUGCAACGACCCGAGGUUCGGCGCGCGGUUCGUGUCGGUUCACGACGCUUAUGAUAAGCAGCUCAGGUACCGAUUGGUGAUAAAGCAAAGUGCGGGUAAAGUGACUUAUUUUCAGACAACUGGCAAUCGACGUCGGACGUAGACGUGACAUGAUUCUGUACGAGGGAGUUUACGUGAUGUCCGGAGGACCGCAGUACGAGUCGCCGGCUGAGGUGAGAUGGUCACUUGCUCGUGAGGUGUUAAGGUUAAGAGCCACAUGACCAAACGUUUGUUGGUUCUAGAAUUAGCAUUAGGCACGACGAACCCCUUUGAACAUUAUCAGGAGCCUAGUACAAACAUUCAGUGAAUACAAGAAUGUUUACAGGUGUCUCUGUUCAAGACGGUCGGAGCGGACGCGCUCGGAAUGUCGACGUGUCACGAGGUGACGGUCGCCCGUCAGUGCGGCAUCAAAGUGCUCGGAUUCUCGCUGAUCACCAACAUCGCCAACCUGGACGCCGACCAAUCGGUGGAGGUGUCGCACGAGGAAGUGCUCGACAUCGCCAAGCAGGCCGGAGAACGUGCCUCGCUCUUUGUCGCCGACAUCAUCAAAGAAUUGACCAUCUGA
Messenger RNA from Caenorhabditis sp. 36 PRJEB53466, 2873 nucleotides. Lineage: Eukaryota; Metazoa; Nematoda; Chromadorea; Rhabditida; Rhabditidae. The record is from the annotation of a GenBank genome assembly.